Molecule: messenger RNA, 2631 nt
Organism: Pterocles gutturalis (yellow-throated sandgrouse)
Lineage: Eukaryota; Metazoa; Chordata; Aves; Pterocliformes; Pteroclidae
Exons: 9
Coding region: 1-2631 (876 amino acids)
Biological process (GO): regulation of translational fidelity
Cellular component (GO): cytoplasm
Molecular function (GO): double-stranded RNA binding; nucleotidyltransferase activity; tRNA binding
Source: RefSeq, a predicted model, not a curated record
AUGGCAGACAGGAAAGCUGAGUCACUGCAUUCCUCCAUAGGGCUCUUGGGCAUUUCCGCAGGAUCGCUCGUACUGGCGGUGCAUUUCUACGGCUUCCCCAGAGCCGCCCCUCUGAUCCCCAGCACAGCUCUAGGAGUCCUGCUCUUGAUUUUAUCCUCUCUUCUGGCAUAUGCAGGAAUUCGGAGAAGCCUAAGAAAUGCCUCCCUGUUCUUGUCUCUCUGCCUGACCAUCUCAGCGUUCUGGUGCGGCUAUGGAGUGGUCUUCAUCCUGGGAGGGCAAGGAGUUUUGAACGACACCGGUGAUUUCCGCAAUGCCUUGGUGCCUGGCCUGGUCACAUUUACUUUGGCACUACUCAUUAUUGCAGUGGUGGGCUUCCUUUGCAGAGAGGUCAUCCUCGCUAUGAUUGCUUCUGCUGUCUCACUUGCCAGUGCUCAUGAAGUCGCCAUGCACUAUAGCACAACUUUCGGUUCCUCUGCUGUGGCUUGCAAUUAUAUGAUUGUCUGCUUGGUUGGGGGUUAUUUUGCUCUGGGAAGGAUUCUUUAUUUCCUAACCAAAGAGAAAAUUGCCCUCCCUGGCACAGAUCUGGCCAAGAAAAAGACCCAUGAGCAGAUCCAAUCCACCAGUGUCAACAUGAAUCAUUUUGCAGUCACCGGUCUGAUCCUGAACAUGCUGUCUGCCAGUGUCUUUGGCUGUAGGCUCCUGGGCGUCACUGGCAAAUUAUUUAUUGGUCAGGUGCCCUGGCUGUGGACAGCUGGGGUCUACCAGAUUGGCGUCUGCAUUUUAUCAUACCGUGCAAUGGAUGUACUAAUGGCUACGUUCUUUGGUUUCACUUCCAUCCUGAAAUUUGCUGGAGGCUAUUGCCUUCUGUACCCAGUCUGGCAACUGGAGGAGCCAUCUUUCCCUUCUCCAUUCCUGGUGAUUUUCUCAAUUCUUUUUGCUGUCUUGGCUCUUUUUCUCACCCUUAAGAGCCCAGUGGAUGGCCUGUAUUUGCUGUUUUAUGUGGCUUACUGCAUUGCGUUAGCUUGCCGUCCCAAGGGAUUUUUUGAAGGUGGACCCCAAGGCGUGGCUGUGGCCAUCUUUGUAGCCUCAGCCUUGAUGACUCUAAUUCACCUGUACAAUGUGAAAGCAAAUGCCAAGAUCCCAACAGGGAAGGCUGCUGUGAAGGCUCUACUUGCUCGUAGCAGUUUUCUGAAGCUUCGAGAAGGAGCAGACCUUCACGCUCCCUACCUAGGCUAUUCCAAGUAUGCAGAUGCAGACGUACUCGGCUAUGCAUGCAGUGUCCUGGCUUCUUUUGCCAUAACAAUGACAGGGGACCCACAGGCUCCACUUGCCGCUGUUGUAAUUCCGUGGGUGGUGGUAGCUGGUGGGAUCCUUAAGCUUCUAAGCGGCUCAGUGGCCUUUGCCCGGGGUAAGACCUUGGAGAGCACUGCCUUCAUUCUCUAUGCUGUCAUGUGGAUCAUCUGGGGCUUGACAAGAUAUGGUGGCCUCUAUGGCACUACCAGAAGCUUCCACGCAGCGGUAGGCAUCAUUGCGUUCAUGCUCUUCAACGGCUUCAUUGUCUUCUGCACGCUCUUCUUAAACAUCGCCUGGUUCUUUUACUCCCUCACUUUCUUUCUCAUCGCUAUCAGCUUCUUGCUGGAUGCCAUCCAUGCUCUUCCAGCUGGCUAUGACAUUGCUGCCACUCUCAUCUUUGGUCUGGUCAGCUUUUACUGCUUCCUGUCUGCCCUUCUCAACAGCAUCUUUGAGGGUUCCUGCUUGCCCAUGGGUAGGCCCAUUGUCCAGCUUAGUGGUGUGGGGGGAGGAAUGACCAAGUGCCUUCACCUGCCUGCCAGGAAAGCUUCCUCAGUCAAGAGAAUUGCAGAUAUCCUGAAGAACGGAGGGACUUGCGGCAUCCCCACGGAUACUGUGUAUGUGCUUGUGGCAGCCUGUAAUCGGCCCGAUGCUGUGGAGAAAGCUCACCAGUCCAAGCGCCAGGCUCAGGAUCGCCCCAUGUCACUCUGGAUUUCUAGCCUGAAGCAGCUGGAACCUGCAAAGCAUUUGUUCCCUCCCGUCCUCUGGGACUUCAUGGAGGCUGCCUGGCCAUCCCCCAUUAGCUUGGUGGUUCCCAGAGGUGGAUGGGUGGACUUCCUGGGAAUGAAGGACUCCGCUAAAUACGUCGGCACCCCUCAGAGCAUCGCCAUCCGCAUCCCCGACUGCUCUGUCACCACACACCUCAUCGACUUGGUUGGCCCCAUUGUGGUCACGUCAGCUAACCCAACGGGAGAGGCAGACACAACACACCACAACCAAGUGUAUGCCAAGCUGGGAGACAAGGUGGAUGCAGUCCUUUGUGAUGGCCCUUCUCCAGAGAACAUCGCCUCCACCGUUGUGGACUGCACCAAAAUCGACAGUGGGAACAUAGGAUUCUUCAGAGUCGGCAUCAUCCCCAAGUCUCAGGUGCUGCAGAUACUGGAGCAGGUGCAGAAGAAGCACACGUUGGUUCCUAGCAGUGGCACUUGCCCCACAAAAGGCCAGGAAGAACAUCAGAACCACAGCCAUGCUGUGCACAACGGGGUGGGCAAGGCUGCCGCGGAAGAGACGGCGCUGGUGCAGUCCCCUGAUGACGGCUGCGAGAACCAAACCCGCCUCUGA